GCCUCCUGUCAUACGUCACACGGGAAAUCAUGGCUGUUGCCCUGCGCCGGUUACACCAUGUUUCCCUCCACGUUUCUAAUGGGCAGAAGAUAGCUUAUGACCUUGUCUCUAAAUACAAGUUUAAUUUAUUUGCUACCAGGCUAACUGCUUGCUCGAGGCAGGUGGCUUUCAGAAACGGAGCGGCGAUAUUUGUUGUGAAUGAAAAACCAAACCGUAGUGGACCGCUUGGUUUACCGGGGACCUGUGUAGACGACCCACGAGUCCAUGCUGGGAAAUACAACACCACGGCUGCUCUGUACGAUGUCUGUCCUCUCCACCCAGUGGAUUCUGUCAGCAACGUGUGCUUCGAGGUGGAGGAUGUGGAAAGGUCAGCGAGGGAUCUCCACCAUCUGGGCUGCAGCUUCCUAGUACCGCCUACAACGGUUGAGGACCAGAACGGGCUAGUCACCUACUCUGUGGUUAAAUCAGUUGUGGGAAACGUGUGCCAUACAUUAGUGGAUAAGACAAAAUAUGGGGGCGCCUUCCUGCCCGGAUUUGAUGUGACUGAACAGGACUGGAGCUCGGAAGAUUCUGAUUCUGUGACUCAUUUUGAUCACAUCACCUAUGCCUGUCCCAGGAAAUCAACCCAGCAGGUCAUGAGUUGGUAUGAGAAGAUGUUUGGCUUUAAGAGGUUUUUCAUUGAUAGGAAUGAAGAUGUGGAUGAAGGUUUCGUAGUCAACCAGAAAGGCGUUGGACUACGACUCACUGCCAUGCAGUACUGGAAGUGCAGUAAAGCUGGCAUCAGUGUUCCCUUUGCCGACCGAAAAGAGCCUGACUGCAAGUUUGUCAUUGCAGAGUCACUACCUCAUCAAGGUCGUAACCAGGUCGACACCUUCCUGGAGCACCAUAGAGCACCUGGGAUCCAGCACAUUGCACUGUACACCAACAACAUCGUCUCUACUGCAAACCUGAUGGCUGCUGCUGGUGUGCAGUUUUUCUCCCCUCCUCCUGCAUACUACACAGAGGUGGGAAAACAGCUGGAAAUAGAGGAAGUGGGACACGACCCUCAGGUUUUGGCCCAACAUGGAAUUCUCCUGGAUACUGACCUGCACACGGAUCCCUCAGCUCAGGAAGCGUCCAGGGAAAACAGAAGAUACCUUCUUCAGGUGUUCACCAAGCCUAUAUUUGCAGAAGACACCUUCUUCCUGGAGCUGAUAGAACGAAGAGGAGCGACGGGUUUUGGCGAGGGAAACAUCAAGGCGCUGUGGCGAUCCGUCCAGGCAUACAUGGAGAAUGAGCUAGGCAAAGAAACUUGUGAGACGAUUGACCAAAGGCGGGAUUCAAAAAGUGUGGGAUCAUCAGAAGCUUAGUAAAUGGAUGUGGACUGGAUUCUUCUUUAUUUUUCUUUACUAGAGUUUUAUUUAUUACAUCAACUCUCCAUUUAUGCCCAAAAACAUUGAUUUUCUGGACGGAAUGUUUUUUUUUUUGAACGUUUUUGUCCUCACUCAAACUAUCUGCACAACUAAUGUUGCAAUCAAACCUUGAAAUGUAACAAAAGAACUGCCCCUAAAGCUGCUAAUAACCAAAAUUCUUCUGUAUUUAAACACAUAAAACAACAAGAAAAGAAACAGUCCCUAAAAUAUAUUCCAACACUUGUUUUCUUUUACUCCGCAUAUGUGUGCAUCGGCAAAAAAACUAUUAAAAAUACUUCAAGUGGAGAUGUUUAAUACCGCAGUACACGGCACCUUAUGUAAAAGGUUUAAUGAAUUAUUUCAAAAAGUAUAUGCACUAAAAGCCCUGAUAAAUGUAUAUGGAUUUUAGAGUUUAUGUCCUGGAAAAUAAAAAAAAUAAAUUGUU
Molecule: messenger RNA, 1836 nt
Organism: Oryzias latipes (Japanese medaka)
Lineage: Eukaryota; Metazoa; Chordata; Actinopteri; Beloniformes; Adrianichthyidae
Gene: hpdl
Product: 4-hydroxyphenylpyruvate dioxygenase-like
Biological process (GO): aromatic amino acid metabolic process
Molecular function (GO): 4-hydroxyphenylpyruvate dioxygenase activity
Source: RefSeq, a predicted model, not a curated record